ACAAAUGGUUAUUAUCUUAAUGACAUAUCUAUAUCACAGCAAUUUAAAAUCGUCCAAAUCUGUAAGGAACGAUAGGACUAUUGUCGCUCUGAACUAUACUGAAGCAUAGACAAGGAAGGAAAAUAAAUGUAAUAUGCUAUUAUCACAAGGAUUCUUUUGUUGAAUCUGUACAUUAAUAGUUACCAAAAAAUCAUGACAAAAAUCCAACAAGAUGGAAGAUUUGUGGAUGAAGUAAAGUGACGGUCAUAUCAAAAUGUCUUCUAGAGAGUAUGAUAUUCAAUGUCGAGACGAUAUAAUCGGUAUUCCUGAUGUUUCUACAGGUUUUAGAUUUGCAAGAUCGUGGGGACUAAAUACUAAAGGUAUAAAAGCAAAGGAUGAGAUUAUUAAAGUUUUGUUAAAUGAGUGGGACAAGGAACAUACAGCGUCCGAGGAAGAAAAGGGAGGAAUAGUUUUACAUCAAGAAUUGCUAUACCACAGAGGAAACACAGAGAAAUUGAUAAAACUGUAUGACAAAGUCUCAAACUUUUAUAAAGACCUGCCAGUCAACUUUCAACAAGAUUUGAAUAGUAUCUUUCCAGACAUUGAAAAGACUUCUCUUUCCAAGCGAUCCGAGUUGUUAUCACCUGAAUGUAACAUUCUUGUUGCAGGUGAAGCAACAUCAGGAAAAAGCAGUCUUAUAAACUUAUUGCUUGAAGCAGACAUUCUUCCUACAAGUGGAAUUAAAUGUACACAGACUGUUUGCGAAAUUCGAAAGAGCAAAGAUGGUCGUAAGAAAGCAAUUUGCUUUGAAGCUAAAGGCGGAAAGGAAGUGAAAAUAGAUUUGAGUACAAUGGAUGGACAAGAAAAAUUAAAGAAAAACAUUACUAUUGAAGACAAUAAUGGUGACAAUCCAUACGAUAGAAUUGAAAUAUAUUGGCCAACUGAUGUUAUUGAGGAAGGUCUUGUUAUAAUAGAUACACCUGGUUUUGGUGAAAUCCAGAUGCAUAAAUCUCUUCAAAAGUACCUGUCAAAGUCAUGUGGUUUCAUUUAUGUCGUUAAUACUUCUAAUGCAGGCGGCGUUCAGAAAGGACGGCUGAAAGAUUUUCUGCGAAAUGUAGUAAAUACUUUAGACGAAGAAUUUAGCCCAUCUUCAACUUUGUUUGUAUGUAAUAAAUGGGAUGUUGUACCAAUUAAGGACCGAGAAGAAAUAAGACGAGGAAUUGUGUACCGACUAGAACAAAUUUUUCAGGGACUUCGAGUGGAACAAAUAUUCUACUUUUCAACUACAGAGGCAAAACGGGCCAUGGAAUACGGAGCCAUUGAUUCCGUUCAUAAAGAUUUUAUUUCAAAAGGAUUACAGAAUUUGUUCCCUGCAAGUUUACGCCAACAACUCAAUUCACAUUAUUGUUGGUUGUCUCAAAUAGUUAAAAGAGCCAAUUAUACCCUAAAAGUUUCAAAGACAAUAGACGCUGUGGACAAACAAGAAAUGACUAAACAGAUGGGCGAAAUCAAACGAAAUAUGCAAGCUUUAGAGGAAAAAUCAAGACAAACCAUUGACGAUCUGAGAAAGGAACUGCAGUAUGAGAUAAUUCAGUUGCAUAAAACAACAAGUGACGUUUUAACUUCACCGAGCAUGAAAAGCACAUUGACUGCCUGGAAACAGGAAGAUUGUCCACGUCCUGAUGGUUAUAAGAAGUUAGCUAAGGAAGCAGCUGACAAAAUAGCAAGUAAAGUUUCAGCAGAGCUUAAUAAAUGGGAAAAGGAACAACGAGUUGUCCACUCACUCAAAGAAAAAUUGAUAAAGAAAUUUAAACGAGAUUGCGACCUUCUAGAGGACCAAAUUGAAGCUAUAGAAGGUACACUUCUUGGAGAACACGAUAAAAAAAUGAUAAAGGACCUUUACAAAUCAAUAAAGAAGCAAGCACCUGUCAAAAACAUAUGGCGAAAAGCAAAAAGAGAUGAUAUAGAUGACAUAAAAGGCUUAGGCGGAGCUGUAGCAGUCGCGAGUGCAGCAAUAGCAAGCAACAAACAAUUUAGAGAAAAAUUUAAAAGUUACAAAAAAGAAAAUAGUACAAGGAAAAUGGCAGAAGCAACAGAUCUGUUUAUUGAGUCAAUUGUUCAUGGAAACGAUUUACAAGAUAAAAUUUCGCACUAUCUUAGGAAACUGGUGAAAGGCGUGGAUGAGAUUGCCAAGAAAAUACCUGAAUUUCUAAAAGCAGAUAGCCAGCUAUUAGAAAAACUGACACACAGUGUAAGAAAAGCAGAUGAUAAUUUGCAUACAAUGUAUCCACAGUUUAUUUCCUCAGGUCAGACUAUUCAAGGUGAAUUGGACUUGUUUUUCGUAUAUCAUAUCAUGGAUAUGGACUACAGAUUAAGUGACGUUGAAUGGAACAGAAAAGAUCUUUUAGGAAGUGGAAGUUUUGCAGACGUUUACAAAGGUCAUCUUAAACUAUCCAGCCAUACUGAAAUCGUUGCACUGAAGUAUUGUAAAGAUCCACUGUCAGAAAGGGUCGUAUCGGACAUUUUAUUGGAAGAUAGAACGUUAAGGGAAACAAAACAUCCAAAUAUCAUACAAUACUAUGGUUGCAUAUUACAACAGAGCGGUGAAACUAAAAGAAUGGUACACUUUAUUAUGAUAAUGGAAUACUGUGAUGAUACUUUGAAAAAUAAGUUCCUCAGCCCAGACUACGACAAUCCUGGUAAAGUUGAAAUAUAUUCUGCACAAGUAGAACAAAUGGAGGAGCUUGCAAGAUAUGCCAUUCAGAUAUGCGAAGGAUUGGAAUAUCUACACAGAAAGAAAAUGGUUCAUCGUGAUAUGAAAUUAGAAAAUAUUUUGAUUGUGAAGAAUAAAAACGGACAGGAUGUAGUCAAACUAAGCGAUGUAGGACUUACGAAGAAGGAAAGGGACAUUAGUGGAACCAAUACUGGCUCCCCUGUUUAUAUGGCACCGGAAGUACUUGUUCCGACAGGAAUUUAUGACAGAAAGGCAGAUAUUUAUGCACUAGGAAUAUUGCUCUGGGAGAUGUGGUAUGGACUCGAUGUCGCAGAUCAUAUACAACAACAGCUAUAUACUACUCUUGAUGAAGCAGUGAUAAAUAAAGGACUGCGGCCUUCAUUAACACUGAAACACAAACCAGACGAAAAAUGGCAAAAUUUGUUAAAAUCAUGCUGGUCAAAGGAUAAAGAUCAUAGACCAGAUUCUACAGAUGUUAAAACAUUUUUUGAACAAUUUUUGCUUCAUUAGUGUCAUUGAUUUAGUCGGAUGAUGAAUCUAAAUUUGUUACAAUAAGAGAGUUUGUCUAAAAAAUAAAAUUUUGUUUGGUAUAGCCUAAAACAAUAUAUACAACUAAAGAGUGAAUACAGUUGACAAUAUAUAAGAAACUUUUUCAAAUAGUAGUACAAUACAAUUAUGUGUAUAAUUUUAUCUAAUUCUGUUCGCAUUUUAACCGGUUUGACCAGUUUGAUAAAUUUUAAUAAAACAACACGUUAACUAAA
Molecule: messenger RNA, 3474 nt
Organism: Mytilus californianus (California mussel)
Lineage: Eukaryota; Metazoa; Mollusca; Bivalvia; Mytilida; Mytilidae
Exons: 10
Coding region: 254-3223 (989 amino acids)
Biological process (GO): protein phosphorylation
Molecular function (GO): ATP binding; protein kinase activity
Source: RefSeq, a predicted model, not a curated record